Messenger RNA from Drosophila melanogaster (fruit fly), 853 nucleotides. RefSeq lists its product as uncharacterized. The record is from RefSeq and is marked reviewed. Lineage: Eukaryota; Metazoa; Arthropoda; Insecta; Diptera; Drosophilidae. The transcript has 4 exons. The coding region runs from base 151 to 675 and encodes 174 amino acids.
AAGCAUGGAAAACACAUUAAUGUGUACUUCAGUUGGCUCGAAUUAGAAAUCCUCAUUUUUAGUCCGGCAUUCAGUAAGGUAACAGAUCGGCCAACAAAAUUUUUUCAAAAACCAUUUGAAAUUUUUUUGAAAUUUUUAAAUUUUUUAACGAUGGAAAACGGUCCGGAAUUCAAUUGGGAGUACAGCCAUGGUGGUCAGGGAAAUCCCAACUACUCACAGAUGGGAAGGGGUAGUACUCCUCCUGGAGGCGGUGGUCGUCAGUGGCUGCACUCAAGUCAAGCGAACACCCAAAACUAUUUGCAUGGAUCCAGUGGAAUGGGAUCGCACCAGAAUAACGCAUCUCCAGGUGAUCCAUUCGCCUCCUACAACCAAAAUAUGAUGAACAUGUACACGAAUUUUAAGCCCAGUUACGGUCAUUCUCAAGUUGGCCCGGCUUCGGUACAGGGCAUGGGCUCAGAGCCUGGUCUUGAAAUGGGUAACAGAAUGGGCCAUUCCAUGCCCGAGUCUAUGGGAUUCGAUGGAGGCAUGGGUUCCGGCAUGGGCAUGAGCAAUGGCCUUGGCGCUGGAAUGCGAGUUGGUUCCAUGCGUGGUGGUCAAAGGUUAGCUGGAGGCUACUCUUCGAAUGGUCUCAAUGAUCCGAACCCUUCGCAAUCCCACCGUGGUAGUUGGUUCUAGAAGAGCCCAUUAGUUCCUAACUAACUUUACGAAUCUCAUUUGGCACUUGAAAAUUAAAUAUAAUAGGCUUCCCAUGAAAUGUAUAUUCACAAAGCAAGUAACUCGAAAUUUCCCGUUUAAGAAUAAUAAAUUGAUCACAUAAUAAAUAUUUGGCACAUUUAUCAAUCUGCGAUCACGU